Glossina fuscipes is the source of this 816-nucleotide messenger RNA. RefSeq lists its product as uncharacterized. The transcript has 2 exons. NCBI's taxonomy places the organism in Eukaryota, Metazoa, Arthropoda, Insecta, Diptera, Glossinidae. The coding region runs from base 1 to 816 and encodes 271 amino acids. The record is from RefSeq and is a predicted model, not a curated record.
AUGUUCCGGACGGCAACAGGUGCGGUAGCUGCUAUUAAGGGUAAAGCUAUCAGAAAUAUUUCAAUUAGCGAUGUCUCGAUGAAACAUGAAUAUCUGGUAGUAGAUAUAAUGGACGACGUAAUAUUGAGGAUAGAUAUUAUGGCAAAGCAUAGCUUCGUUCUGGAUAUGCUAAGGCAAGUGUUACAAUACGCUACUGCGACCUUGCCAUUGACUGUGGGAUACGACAGCCAAGCCGAAGGGUUACAAAUUGUAGUACAACGACAACAGAGGAUACCUGGAAACUCCGAAGCAAUAGUGCGAGCCACAGGUACCCGAGAUCUAAAACUAAGCAAGACAUGGGUUGUCGAACCGAAUAAAGAAUGGGAUAUUAGAACGCAAUGCCAUAAAGCCGAAUAUGUGAUAAAUCAUAAAGCCGAAGUACCAAAAACAUGCUCAAACAUAUCCCAAGAGGCUGAAAUUCUCGUAACAAGAUGGAGUAGCAAUCUAGAUGAGCAGCAGAAGAAAUACGCCAAAAAGUUUUUGCUGGAAAAUUGGUCCAUCGUUUCCGGCGUUACAAAUUCGGAUGACCGUAUUAAUGUUGCGAAGCAUACAAUCAACACUGCGGGAAUUGAUCCGAUUCGACAACGGCCUAGAAGAAUUCCACCAGCAAAAAGAGGAGAAAUGGCGGACUUGAUCAAAGAUAUGCAAGAGCGAAAAGUUAUCGAACCAUCGAAUAGCCCAUGGUGUUCGCCAGUAGUUCUUGUUAAAAAAAAAGGAUGGGUCUACCGGAUUUUCCGUGGAUUACAGAAAGUUGAACGAAAUGACCAAGAAGAAUAG